UUGUGUGAUUUUUAACUUUGUCCACCCCAGUCCAACACUAGCACCUCCAAAUGCUGUUUCCUCCUGCAGUCUCACUCCUGACCAGACGGUGGCGAUGUUUGCUGCUUCUUUGCCCAUAUCUUGUCUCAGUGAAUUGCUAUUGAAGAUGGCGGUGCGGAAGAAGGACGGAGGCCCGAAUGUGAAAUAUUUCGAGGCCUCAGAUACGGUGUCGCAGUUUGAUAAUGUGCGCCUGUGGCUGGGGAAGAACUAUAAAAAGUACAUCCAAGCAGAGCCACCAACAAACAAGUCUCUUUCCAGUCUGGUUGUCCAGCUGUUGCAGUUCCAGGAGGAGGUGUUUGGAAAACACGUAAGCAAUGCACCUCUUACCAAAUUGCCAAUGAAAUGUUUCUUAGACUUCAAAGCUGGUGGAGCUUUGUGCCAUAUUCUAGCUGCUGCUUACAAAUUUAAGAGUGACCAAGGAUGGCGACGCUUUGAUUUUCAGAACCCUUCCCGCAUGGACCGCAAUGUGGAAAUGUUUAUGACUAUUGAAAAGACACUGGUUCAGAACAACUGUUUGUCUCGACCCAACAUCUAUAUAAACUCAGAUAUAGAACCUAAGUUACUGAGUAAACUGAAAGACAUCAUUAAGAGGCACCAGGGUACUGUUACUGAGGACAAGUCAAAUGCUUCACACGUUGUUUACCCUAUUCCCGGCAGCACUGAAGAAGAAGAGUGGGUGCGGCCAAUAAUGAAGCGAGAGAAGCAGGUCCUCCUACAUUGGGGUUAUUGUCCUGACAGUUAUGAUACAUGGAUUCCAGCCAGUGAAAUUGAGGCAUCGGUUGAGGAUCCCCCACCAACUGAGCGGCCCAGGAAGGUUCAUGCUAAGUGGAUAAUGGACACUGAUACUUUUAAUGAAUGGAUGAAUGAGGAGGACUAUGAGGUGAAUGAUGACCGGGCACCUGUUGUUCGAAGGAAGAGAAUUUCUGCCAAGACAUUAACAGAAGAGGUGCACAGCCCAGACUCAGAUCGGAGAGAUAAGAAGGGAAGCAGUCACAAAAAACGGAAACGUUCGCCUUCUCCUUCACCAACUCCAGACUCCAAGAAAAAGAACACCAAAAAAGGACGCAGUCCUGCCACACCAUAUGCCAAGUCAAAGCGAGGACAUCGAGAGGAGGACCAAGAGGACCUGACCAAGGACAUGGAUGAACCCUCCCCUGUCCCCAACGUAGAAGAGGUCACACUACCGAAAAGUGUGAACACGAAGAAAGAUUCUGAAUCGGCUCCAGUGAAAGGUGGCACUAUGACUGAUCUCGAUGAGCAGGAGGAUGAUAAUCUGGAGACGACUGGCAAGGAUGAGGAAGAUACUUCUGCUGGAAACAAAGGGGAACAAACAAAAAAUCCUGAUUUGCAUGAGGACAAUGUUACAGAGCAGACUCACCACAUUAUCAUACCUAGUUACGCAGCAUGGUUUGACUACAACAGUGUCCAUGCCAUUGAACGUCGUGCUCUUCCAGAAUUCUUUAAUGGAAAAAACAAGUCCAAAACCCCAGAGAUUUACCUUGCCUAUCGUAAUUUCAUGAUUGACACCUACCGUCUGAAUCCACAGGAAUACCUCACAUCAACAGCAUGCCGUCGAAAUCUUGCAGGAGAUGUUUGUGCAAUAAUGAGGGUGCAUGCUUUUCUCGAGCAAUGGGGACUCAUUAAUUACCAAGUGGAUGCAGAAAGCCGACCGACACCCAUGGGUCCUCCCCCAACAUCGCAUUUCCAUGUGCUUGCUGAUACACCUUCCGGUCUGGUGCCUCUUCAGCCCAAAGCUCCACAGACAUCAGCAUCCCAGCAAAUGCUUAAUUUCCCUGAUAAGAACAAAGAGAAAGCAGCAGACAUGCAGAACUUCGGACUGCGUACUGAUAUGUACGCUAAGAAAAAUGUUCCUUCUAAGAGUAAAGCAGCUGCUAGCGCUACCAGAGAGUGGACAGAACAAGAAACACUUUUACUACUCGAGGCACUGGAGAUGUAUAAGGAUGAUUGGAAUAAAGUCUCAGAACAUGUAGGCAGUCGCACACAAGAUGAAUGUAUCUUACAUUUCUUACGUUUACCGAUAGAAGAUCCAUAUCUUGAAGACUCUGAAGCCUCCUUAGGUCCGUUGGCUUACCAGCCAAUCCCUUUCAGUCAGUCUGGCAAUCCUGUCAUGAGCACUGUGGCAUUCCUGGCUUCAGUGGUUGACCCACGUGUGGCAUCAGCUGCUGCAAAAUCUGCAUUAGAGGAGUUUUCUAAGAUGAAGGAGGAGGUUCCCUCAGCUCUGGUAGAAGCUCAUGUAAAGAAAGUAGAAGAUGCUGCUAAAGUCACUGGGAAGGCAGAUCCAACAUAUGGACUGGAAAGCAGUGGAAUUGCAGGAACUACCCCAGAUGAGCCAGAGAGGUUGGAGGAGGCUGGCGAUGAAAUGAAGUCAGAUACCCAAUCAGCAGAAGAGAAAAAAGAAACAAAGGAGAACAAAGAAGUAGUAGUGGAAGAUGAAAGUAAGGAGAAACAGCCUGACUCUUCGAAAAAGGAAGAAGAUAAAACAAAAGAAUGUGAACCAGAGAAAGAAAAUGAAAAGGCUGAGGUAGAAGUAGCAGACAUAGAAAGGGAGAAAGAAAAUAAAGAAUUCCCGGAGGAUGGAGCAAAGAAGGAUGGCGAGUCAGAAACAGAUAAGAAAACAAAACUGGAGAGAGAUAUUGGUGAAGGGAAUCUGUCGACAGCAGCAGCAGCAGCAUUAGCUGCAGCUGCAGUUAAAGCAAAGCACCUUGCUGCAGUGGAGGAGCGAAAAAUCAAAUCAUUGGUAGCACUACUUGUUGAAACACAGAUGAAGAAACUUGAAAUCAAACUGCGACAUUUUGAAGAACUUGAGACUAUUAUGGACAGAGAGAGAGAGGCUUUGGAAUACCAGAGACAACAGCUUCUCUCAGACAGACAAGCCUUUCACAUGGAGCAACUGAAGUAUGCUGAGAUGAGAGCACGGCAACAACACUUUCAACAAAUGCAUCAACAGCAGCAACAACAGCAUCAGCUCCCAUCUGGCCCCCAGGCCAAUCAACAACCAGCCAUCAUUCCUACAUCUGUGCAACCAGUACCGCCUGCUGCAGUUCAACAGGGAACUGUAAACCAGGGUUCAGGUGAUUCCAUAACUCAGUCCAUUCCACAACAACAGCAGACACCACCAACACAACAACAGCACCAGCAGCAGCAACAGGCUCAACCUGCCGUUCUUCCUCAUGGUCAGCCACCAUUUCCAAGUCAACAAGCUCCAAAUCAACUGAUGCCCAGUAACAUGCCUGUUGGCAUGCCUGCGAACAUGUCUGGUAAUAUGGCUGCUGGUAUGCCUUCUGUUGUGCCAGCCAUUAUUGCAUGUAGCAUGGGUAGUGUCAUCUCAGAAAAUGUUCCAGCUAACCUCCCUGCUAGCAUGCCAAACCAAGUGCAUGGUCAUUUACCCAGUAGCAUGCCUGGGGGUGGCCCUGGCAACAUGUGUAUAGGGUUGCCAGGACAUUUGCCUGUAGAUCUGCCUAGCUCUGUACAUCCUAACAUACCCGGAAACACCAUCCCACCUUCCUUGUCUCUAACUUCCACCCCAACGUCAGCAGCUGCUCAGAGCCCUGCCAUUGUAGCCGCCAUGCAGGGGAAUACAAGUCCGUUGCAAGAACAAGGCGCCACAAUGCAGACAGAGGUGAUGGCGACUCCAUCAGCGGCAGUGCCCCCAUCACAAUGAAGUGCAACACCUGGAGCAAGACACAGCAUUUUCUCGAGAAUGGAUAUGGUGUACACAUGUGAAGAUCAGUUUUGGUGGAUAUGCUGAAAUGUACUCAUUCGCAAGUUUAAUGUGAUCAAAAGAAUCCACAAUUCUGAUCUUUAGUGGAGGUGAUUCUGGUGUCAGUAUUGUAAGAGGUGAUGUGUGCAAUGGAAAGUGACAAUGCUACAGACCAAUGUAAAGCUCAUUGUAUACAAUUAUGCUAUUAUUGCUAAUGCUACACCAUCCAUGCUCUCGAUUUGAAACUACCUAGGUUCUGUUGCAAAUAAUACAAACUGUCAUCUUUAAUUUGAGUGAGCAUGCCCCUAUUUUGUUCAAUGCCUUGUUGAGUUUUGCUACUUUUCAUAUUGUGUCAAUUGUGAAAUAUCUUGUGCCAAUUUUGGGAGAAUUUGAUGCUGAGAAGACAGUAACUGCCCAUGCAACUUUUUACUUUGUUCUUUCUUUACAAUCAGCAGUUUACCUGCUAAAUAAUUCUGCCUUUAGCCCUGGUCCAUUGUAUAGUGUGGUAAUAUUGUCAAGUUGGGCUGUGGCUAAGCCAAAAGUUUGAAAUUCCAAGUUCUAUCUUUAUGAGACACCAUACUUCAAGACUCUGUCUUCCAUUUUAAUUCAGAAGGUUCCAAAAUCAUUGUGUUCGAAUGUGCGAUUAGGAGUAAGGCAAAGCAGAAGAAAGGCUGACCCAGUGAGAAUUGGCCCAGGACAGGAAGAUGUGCAAGUGAGCCCACGACAGGAGCUUUAAAUCUGAUGUCAACCCCUGUGAGAAGGUGGUUUUUGGCAUAAAGGCACCUCGUUCCAGUCCUGUUUUCAAGCCUUUUCUGACUUUGGGAAAGAGCUGGACUUAAUUUGCUAUUGAUAAGUUUAACAUUAGUGUUUCACUUUCAGUUAAAUCAUGUCAGUAGCAAGAGUUCUAGCCUGUUAGACCUGGCAGAUGAUGGUGUUUCUUAGUGGUAUCUGCUUAUUUGUUUUCACGUUUCCUCCUCCUAAGGAUGAAGCAAACCUUAAAAUGGGAUUGUCUUGUUGGGACUUCACCCAAAAGCAGCCUGUGGGGGAGAUUUGCCUGGGCCUUCACCGAGAUAUUGCACCUGAGAGCACUGACCUCUGGACAGUCAGUAAGCUGGCUGAGAGCAGAGAGCCAGGAAAUCUCCCCUCCUAUUUUAGUUUUUUUUUUAAUCCAGACAUCUUUAGUAACCAAUCUCACUGAAAAUGGUAAUAUUUCAAAUAAUGGAGAACACAUCAAAGUUGCUGAUGUCGCAAUGAUUCUUUGUGUCCUAAGUAUUGUGUUGGUUAAUAAGGGUUGGUAUGUCUUGUAGCUGAUCGAAUUAGUGAUAGUUAUCAUGAUGAGAUUUGCAAUUUCUAAAUGAAGUCGGAGGCCAAUUAUAUUAUUUGAUGGGCUGUGUAUGGCUUUCUGGUCCAGACACCAUUUCAUUGAUUGCUGUGUGUAGAGCUGGGUCCCAAGGGAUUCUAUACUGCUGUCAAGAAAGUAAACUCUCUAAUGAAUUUGUUUAGGAGAGAAAUCUAAGUAAAAGCUCAUACAUGAUUCAAUGCAGUUUUUAUGUUGUAAGUAAAAUGCAGUGCUUUACACAAAGUUUUGAGUUUUUCACUCCCCUAUUCAUUUGGACAUUUGGGUCCCUUUUUUUAAAAUGUUGAUAGUUUAGAUACCAAGAAGCAGGUAGUCAUAUUGUCCUGCCCCAUAACCCCGCAGAAUAGCAAAAUUGUUGCACGGUCCAAAUAUAUAAUUUUUCCACUCAUGACAUUGGGAAGAUUUAAGGAUUUAACCUCCUAUUGUUUAACCCAGAAAUGUAUCAAGCUUAAAAUUUUCUUUCUUGUGAGUUUAUUUCUCAAACAAGAAUUCAAAGUUUUAAUAUUGUAAUGGGAUUGUUUCGUAAAUCCUACUUAAUGGGGUUAUUAACAGUGACAUGAUUGUUAUUGGGUUGUAGAUACAGAAAUGCAUCCUGCUGUCUUGAUCCCAAACAGACACACAUCCCUAGACACAGAUGGAUGCACAUUGAUGUGCACACUGGCACACCCAUUUGCAGGCACAAAUAUGUGUAUGCAGACUCUUUAAAAUGAAUGAUCAUUUUAGGUUAGAGGAUUGCUUGCUGACUAGCCACAGUUCAAAUGUACAGUUACCAUAGAUCACAGUGUACAAGUCAACCUUUGAAGCCUCUCAUUCUUUCCAAAAAUGGUGCUGACUUAUAUGUCGAGCAUAAAAUGUGAACAGCUGAUGUUUGGUGCAGAUGAUAUCAUUUUAAAAUGAGAAAAACAUUGACGUGUUUUAUUGAUUUAAUUACUUCCACUUCAACCACAUUCAAUGAUUUUUUAAAAUGUUAAAUUGAUUGUCUUCUGCAAAGAGAUCAUCAUUUUGAUCCAAAUCACUUCGGCUAUGGCUUCACCAGAAGGAUCCUCCUCUGGAAAAGUUUAGUGCUUUCAGUUUUUGAAUCAUCUCUGCACCAGAAUUCAUUUUCCUCUCCACCCAUUGAAUUGCAUAUUCUGCAAUGUUUGAAAGAUCUGAUGAUAGUUUGUGCAUUAAUAGCAUCCCACAAUUUGUUUGCAAACAUCAUUUGGGAUAACAUGCAUAUUUCCACUCUUUGUGGAGAUUUCUUUUUCUCCAUCCAUGCAUCCACUUAUUCCAUUUGCAAAAACAUGAUUCUUCACUGGCUUGUUGAUGCGCACGUCCAAAGGUUGGACUCCACACAUUCCACCCACAGUAUAAUUACAACCUUGGUGUUAAUUCCUCACAGAUGCCUCUUAACGUUAUUGGAUUUAUGCCAUCUGAGCACAUUCUGCAGCAAAAAGCUGUAUAAUUUAUAUAGGCUAUCAGGAUCUAUGCUCCAAUCUUAUGAAACCAUAGCUCCAUUUCAUCUGACCAGAGUCACGGGCAUGCACAGAAAUUCCUGCAGGAACUUGAUUUUGGUAUGCUUUUCAUUUGAAAGUUACCAUAGCCUCUAAUUUUAUUCCAUUUGCCAUGCAGGCUGGUACUACCAUGAAUCAUUCUCAUGUCUUGUGGGUUUUACUAGAACUGUUUUUGCACCAUCCUAUUCAAUAGUUCAGUUGUUGGGCAUAUCACAAUGCGUGAACAUUUCAUCCAUGACCUAAUGGUUUUACAUGUUUUUGCUGCUGUCUGAUGAUGAAACUGGUUGUUUUUGCAUCAAGGCCUUUUGAUUAUCUCUGAGCAAUCUUGGUCUGCUACCACAAGAUUAGACAUUUUUAUUUCAUGAAGUGGUUACACCAGCUGUUGCUCUGAAUCUUUGCUGGGUUGUGUUUGAUUUGGUCUUUGCUGGACUCAGUUUGAUUUAAGCGCAUGCCAACAACAUUGAUUCAAUUUCUGCACUCACUGAGGUUACUUCUCAAUCUCUCCCCUCGCCUCAGAUGUGGUGACCCUCAGAUUAAACCAUCACCAGUCAUAUCUCUUGAAUGAGAGAGUAGCCCUAUGGUCUGGUAAGACUAUAGCACCUGCAUUUCUGGUGAUGACCUAGCCAUUCUUAGAACUCAAGGGACUGUUUUGAUACAUGCUUCUCCACACCAGACCAUUGGCUGGUCCCCACUCUCAGGUGUGUUUAGUCUUGGACAUCUCCCUCAGGGCGGAUUACUCCUGCUUCCAGACUUGCACCAGUUUUUUUCACUUCGCAAACUCUGACAUUACAGCAUAGUUAAUCGACAAGUUAGCAAAUUUUUACUAGAAGACCCAUUUCUGUUCUUCAGUCACCAUGUGUGUCUAUUCUUUGUGUGCAUGCUUUCAACUUCAAUUAUUUCAUCAUGGUGACAGUCUAUGCCAACUGCUUGAUCCCAUGUGUUGACUUAUGAAGUGAAAAAUAAAGACCAACUCCUAAUGCGAGUACAAUUCUUAGUAGAAAAGUGGAUCAGCUUGAAUGCCAAGUCUAGGCCUAAACAUGUAUUUGGCUCUGGGAAAAUGGGGUUGUCUUCUACUCUGUGAUCUAUAGUACUUGAAAUUCAUUAAAUUCUUAAUGUUACAAUUGAACUGCUACAAUAGCUGCAUCAUAUCAAUACUGUCUAGACUUUGCUAAAGUCAACGUUAUGAUUCAAGUGGUUAACAUAGUGGACAACAGCUACUUGUACACUAUAACCUGGAAUUUGAAACACCAGCCUUAGUGAGUAGCCAGUAGUUGCUUAGGUGCUAGAUGAGGAACAGACAUUACCUGAGGAAUCAGCUCCUCAUUAUGCUGAGGAAAUGAGUGGAUAAAGCAUGUGUCUAAUCUUUGUUUCUGGGAGAAUUGAGCCUUCUCUGUAUAAUGUUUUAUUGGGGCAAAUAGUAGCUGUUCUGGAUAGUCACUAAUAUUAAUGCUGUCAUUGCUAAAGUAGUGCCAAUAGUUUGUUUAAUGAAAGGCCUCAUGUCUUCCAUCUGUUCUUAAUCCUGAAAUUCCAUUUGAAGGCAUAAAAGAAAAUAUUGGAUGAUACCGUAAUGUUUGUUUGCCUUUUAAUGGGGAAUGCUGGGACUACCAGUAGGUUGACAGAGAGGAGGAUGACUAUAUUAGGGGUUGAUGAAAACCAUCUUCAGUGACUGCUUGUCAAAGAAGAAUGUCGAGAUUUUUCUUGAUGUUUUAAGCUGCCCACUUAGCAAUACGUUUAAACUCCUAGCCAGCUUCUCAUAUUCUUCUUAUGCCUUCUGAAUAAUUCCUGCAAACAUUAGAAAAUACUUCAUUGAAAUUACUGGAAUUUUUCUUUUUUUGCAAUGAAAAGGAGAGCCAAGCUCUGCCAAUUUUGAGCUCUCUGCUUUGUCACUGAAGGGAAUAGCAACCUGACAGAAUCAGCGUACAAAUUGAGAUUAAAUUAACAGGUAAUGGAACACGUCAUUUUUGCUUAUAAUGCAUCAAGAUAGUCUUAUUCUUUUGUUUAUACUCAUUUUUUUUUCCAAUUCUGGGAAACACCAGCUGAUGGUGAUCUGCCCUUCAGUGCCAAAUCCUGCAUGUUUUCAUAUUCAUCUGAUCCUCCCACCAAUUUAAUGUGCAGGGUGACAAAUAGCUGAAUCGUGUACAUGGCUCCACAAACAUUGUCAAUGCCAGUGUACAGGCUAUGUAUAGUGAAGUUACCCAUUCUCAUUCAGAAGGCAGGUACUGUGCCAGUGCUAUGUGCUCCCUGCAGUGGCAGUGAUCAUUUCUGGAUAUAAGGGCCAAUACAUCCAACCUAGUAUGAGCAGAGCAGUGGAACGGUUUGUGUGCUUCAUUCAGUUGGGUGUGAUUUGAGCUUUUACCACCAGGCUAAGAACAGUUGCAAAUGAAUUGACACCAGCUUGAUGUUCUUUUCUGUCAAUUGAAAUGAGGCAAGUGUAAAACUGGGUGCUGAAUCACCUAACCCUAUCCUUCCAGCCUGUCUUUGGUUAGACAGUAAAAUGCUCUUGUCCCUAAAUUCAGCUACUUCAUUUUUACCAAGUUGGUGUAAAAGUGUUGUCCUGUAAGGAUUAGAUGACUUAAUAAGGAUGGUUUUUAACUAUCAGCGGAAAAUCUAUUCCUGCCUGGAAGGUGAGACCUUGCCUCCAUUCAAAUAGGAGAGCACUCGGGCCUGCCCUGAGCAAAACUGGAUAUACCAGCUUAUUGUAUCCAGAAAUUACAAUCAUUGUCUAAUAGCUGCUACAGGAGCUGAACUGCACCAUUGAACAAGGUCCUGAAUAUUCAGUCAAGCAUAAAGGACAAAAUGGUGAUCAGGAUUGGAGCACACAUGGAAUGGGAAGUGCCACACUUUGAAAUCGAAGCCCAGACAGUCUCACUGGCUGCAUGGAGUUCAAAUUGGCCCUGAUAAUCUGAUAAAUAUGGCAGGUGUUAUGAAUGAGGGAAUUGCAUGGCUUGAGGGCGGGAGGUCAAUGUAUACUUUUUCCUUAAAAUGUGGCUUUUUAUUGCAUAUUUGCUCAUUUGUGUUAAUAUUUUCUUAUUUUAAGUUGGGAAUGCCUAGCUGUGUACUAUGCUGGUGACAUACAUCUGUGCUGUACAUUCCCUGUUCUCAGCACACUAAACAUUAGAUUUUUAAAUAGAGUUUGAAGCUUAUUUUUGAAACAAGCCAGUGUUUUUGAUUGCUCAGAUGAAUUAUUACUGCCAUGGAAUCAUCCAGACUCACUCCCAUUUCAUCACACUAGAAGCUUCCAGUGACAUUCAAAUAAUUCAUGAUACGUUCUGAAAAUUGCAGUAUUACCUGAAAAUGUUGUCAGUCUUUCCUGAAAUUCAUUUCAAUGGAGCAUGAAGGAAUCCAUUUUUUUAAACCAUGAAAAUAAAUGAACUGAAAAUUCUAGUGGCUUAUCAUAUGUGCAUGAGUAUAUCUGUUACAAUAAUUAGGUCUUCCUAUCACUGAUUUAAUGGGUAGUAAGGUAUGACCUUUGUGAAACUUACCUUCUGGCUCAUAUUGUCCCAAGAAAGUUUGAUUUAUUUUCAUGUGAUACAACAGUCAGCUGUUCAUGCAGAGUAUCUUAAAAGUAAAACAAAUUCUCGGCAAUCCUUUAAAAAUGGACUGUUCUUUUUACAAAUUGAUAUUUCAAUUGUAGUGUUUUGUCAAAAUGUAUUUAGUCUGUAACUCUGUAGUCUAUAUAGCUUUCGCUAUUAUGGGAAACUGCUAAGAAAUAAAUUGUACUUACUAAAUAUCA
Chiloscyllium plagiosum (whitespotted bambooshark) is the source of this 10343-nucleotide messenger RNA. RefSeq names its product SWI/SNF complex subunit SMARCC2-like. NCBI's taxonomy places the organism in Eukaryota, Metazoa, Chordata, Chondrichthyes, Orectolobiformes, Hemiscylliidae. Gene Ontology annotation, cellular component: synapse. Gene Ontology annotation, molecular function: protein binding. The record is from RefSeq and is a predicted model, not a curated record. Gene Ontology annotation, biological process: cell projection morphogenesis.